Messenger RNA from Salmo salar (Atlantic salmon), 4773 nucleotides. The record is from RefSeq and is a predicted model, not a curated record. Lineage: Eukaryota; Metazoa; Chordata; Actinopteri; Salmoniformes; Salmonidae.
AAAGCGAAGGAGGGAGAUAGGUAGGAUAAAGAGAGAAUUGGGAGAGAAACAGGCAGAGCGCGAGCGAGGAAGAGAUGCAGAGUGGGAGACAGAGAGAGGGGGGAGGGAGAGAGAUAAUAGUUUCAUAAAAGCCACAUCCGAUCCACGACAUUCUUUAGCAGUAAUUUUUGUUUCCAUUCCGUCUGCCCACAAUGUGUUGUUACGGGAAUAUAACAGAGAGACAGACAGACAUACCAGUAGGAUGACUAUGCUGUUUACGUAAUUAUAAACCCACUGCACAAAAACAUGGACAUCUUUGGAAUAAUGUUUUUAGUAGGUGCAGUGCAGGCAAUAGCAUAGGCUGCUAUUUGUCCGUGCGCAGAAACAGAUUCAGAUUGGGUGUGGAGAGUAGAAUAGCUAGACAGAGUGGGGGGACUUUGAUAAGGAAUCUGAUAAUUAAGUCUUAUUACAUUUCCCACAUUUCCCACUCGACAAUUACUGGGGAUGGGAAGCAAUCUGGAAUGGAAACUUCCCGUGUUCUAUUUUUGUGUGCCUCAGUACGUGUGCCUUUUGGCAUUUGUAGCCGGCAUCUUCGUGCAAAAUUGCAUUACGUCACUACAUCAUUCUGGUGAAUUCUCUCUCCCACCAAAAAAAAUGACUUGCCUACAGGCGGCCAGCCAGCCACCCGCCCCGUUAGCUGCAUGGUGUAGUAGAGUAGAGAAGCAUCAUCAGCAUCAACAACAACACCGGGAAAUGCAGCUGCUGUAAAGGAACUGGUCCCCCUCCCACCACCGGCAGAUGGAGUGUGAGCGCGCCACCGCCACGUGACUCGGUCGGUUCGCAUCUGUAGUGUGGCGGAGAAUCUCACUCUGCAUCAUGGCUGCGGAAGAUGCAGCUGCCCGGUCCCGAACCUCCCCCCUCUUCCCCAGGGUACCGCUCUCCCCAGCCCGGCUGCUGUUCCUCUCUCUCCUGUCCCUCUGCCUCAUCCCCUCCCCGUCCCUCGCCCUGCUCGGUUUCCGUCCGGAGGAGACCGGGGGAGAGCUGUCCGUGGACGACGGGGUGCUGAAAGCCACGGAGGGAACCCGCUUCAUGCUGCGGGUCUACUACGCCUCAUCCCCACAGAGGCUCAACCGGACCGCUGGGGCCAGAGCCAACGCUGCUCCCUGGAUAGCAUUUAUCGAGGAGCCGAGGCCGGGGAGAGAGGGGCAGGUCCACCCGAAGCGGAAUAUGUGCAUGGAUAAAAACGCCAGGAGCUCGGAUAUUGAGAUCUUGGGCUCUUUCAAGUCCGCUUCGAGUCAGAACUCCGUGUUGGUGGAAGUACUGGCUAAGAACCUGCGCAGGGGAGAGAAGAUGAAGUACUAUUCUAUGUGCGCCUUCGACGGGUCCAAAUGGGAACACUACCGGACCCGGGAUUUCUGGGUCGCCGUGGUGGAGCGCGGGGCCGAACCGGACCUCUGGCUUCAAGUGUUAGUAUCGGUUCUGUUACUGGCCCUCUCGGCACUCUUCAGUGGCCUGAACCUCAGUCUGCUCGCGUUGGACCCGGUGGAGCUCCAGGUUCUGCAGAACAGCGGCACGGACAAGGAGCAGAAAUACGCGAGGAAAAUCGAGUCAGUGCGGAGGCACGGUAACUACGUCCUGUGCACUUUGCUGCUGGGCAACGCGCUGAUCAACGCGGCGCUCGCAGUGUGGAUGUGUCAGAUCCUGGGGAUGACCUGGUUGUCCACCAUUAUCUGCGCGUUUGGGAUCUUUUUCAUUGGGGAGAUCCUGCCACACUCUGUUGCGUCGCGGCACGGCCUGGCCAUUGCGUCCAAAACCAUCUGGGUAACCCGUCUUCUCAUGGUUCUCUCCUUCCCCAUCUCCUACCCCAUCAGUAAACUCCUAGACUUCAUCCUCCACCAGGAGAUCAGUAACUUUUAUACGCGGGAAAAACUCCUUGAGAUGCUGCGCGUGACCGACCCGUACCACGACCUGGUUAAAGAGGAGCUCAACAUCAUACAGGGCGCGCUCGAGCUCCGGACCAAGACCGUGGAAGAUGUUCUGACUCCGCUAACCGACUGCUUCAUGCUCACCUCGGAAGCGGUGCUGGACUUCAACACCAUGUCGGAGAUUAUGCAGAGCGGCUACACGCGGAUCCCGGUGUUCGAAAACUUGCGGUCGAACAUUGUGGAUAUUCUGUUCGUGAAGGACUUGGCGUUCGUUGACCCGGAUGACUGUACCCAUCUGAAGACCAUAACACAGUUCUAUAAACACCCCAUGCACUGUGUGUUCAACGACACCAAACUGGAUGCCAUGCUGGAGGAGUUCAAGAAGGGCAAGUCCCACCUGGCCAUCGUCCAGCGGGUCAACAACGAGGGUGAGGGUGACCCCUUCUAUGAGGUCAUGGGCAUCGUGACCCUGGAGGACGUUAUAGAGGAGAUCAUCAAGUCAGAGAUACUGGACGAGACUGACCUCUACACUGAUAACCGUUCUAAGCGUCGUGUUUCUCACCAUGAGAGGAAGCAGCAGGACUUCUCCAUCUUUAAGCUGUCGGAGAACGAGAUGAAGGUGAAGAUCUCUCCCCAGCUCCUCCUCGCCACGCACCGCUUCCUGUCCACAGAGGUGGAGCCAUUCAAGCCAGCCCACCUAUCAGAGAAGAUCUUACUGCGUCUCAUUAAACACCCCAGUGUGGUCCAGGAGCUGAGCUACGAUGACAAGAACAAACUGGCCCCACAGCACUUCCUGUUUCAGAGAAACAAACCUGUUGACUACUUCAUCCUGUUACUACAGGGUCGUGUGGAGGUGGAGUUUGGUAAAGAGGCUCUGAGGUUUGAGAACGGAGCGUUCGCCUACUACGGGGUGCCUGCCAUCAUGCCCACAGUCCACAGAUCCCCCUCCCGUAGCAGUGGUCUGGACCGGUCUGACUCUAUGCUGUAUGGGGGCAGUCUGGGCCAACUCAACGGAGGGGGGAGCGUCUACCUGCCUGACUACUCUGUUAGGCAGCUCACACACCUGCAGGUCAUUAAGAUCACCCGUAGCCACUACCAGAACGCCCUGACAGCCACUCUGAUGGACAGCUCCCCCCAGACCCCCGACACAGACGCCCGGCCCACAGACGGGAACACUCCCGACCUCCCUGUCCCGGAGCAGAGUGGAGACCACCUCCUUCCCCCCAGAGAGACCCGGCCCAGCUCGACCAGAACCAGAGGACAGCAGUCCUCCGUCCCACACAGCACCUCUCUGCUCAACGAGAAGAACCGCAUCGUCCGCAGUAAAUCAGACGGUCAGAACAGCCCCAGUGAUUCCGUGUUCCUCAGGAUGGAUGAGAUCUCUUACAUCAGAGAGGAGCACUCAGAGAGGGACAGCACCAACGACACAGCCUCUGUUGCUAUAGAAAUGGACGCCCCCUCUUUCAUCAGUACUCUGUCUCUGAGUGGAUCAGAGGACACACUGGGCAAGAAACUACUGCUCAAGCUCAGUCACAAGAAGAGGAAAAAAUCUCGGGAAGGAGACAAGACGCCUGAGGAUACAUCAGAACAGCCGCUGGUCAAGACCUAGCUGUGUGUGUGUGUGUGUGUGUGUGUGUGUGUGUGUGUGUGUGUGUGUGUGUGUGUGUGUGUGUGUGUGUGUGUGUGUAUAUGGACUAACUGCAGGCCCUCACACAAUCAUCAACAGCCUUUUUUCUUCCUCUUUUUGAUCGUUUGUCAGACAUUUCUGCAACGUUUGUCAGACGUUCCGGUCCCUAGUUGACCACUCUCAGAUGUCACAACCAACAGACGUUCUAAAGGGAAACAGAAGGAUAUAACAGCACAUAGAAAAGAUAGAGCUCAUCUCCCCCUGACACCCCCACAGUCUCUGAUCUUAGACAGCACCAAAUGGGAGGAACUAACUGAACCAGCGGGACGGAAGCUACCAUGUCAUCCUGAACCUGGGGGUUUUUUCUUCUUGAAUGUUUCAUGUCUAAGUGGCUAAUGGAUUUGAAGACGAAGAACGUCAGGAGAAGAGAGGUGGAUUUUGGUUUAUGCCACUGUCAACAUUUAAUUCACCCCCUCCUUACAAAAUAAUUGAAUUGGCCCUGUUGGAGCUGUGGCAAGGAAACCAAAGACUAUGUUGAUAUCAUCAGUGCACAGAAGAAUAUUCACCAUGCAAAUGUAUGAAGAUCUCAUCCAUUCCUUCUUCAGGACGUUUUUAUGGAUGCUGUAUCACUUGUGUUAUUUGAUAGUGAAUGUUUAUUACUAUUCUCUUCUAUCCUCUUUCCUAUCUACUGUCUAAGGGGUGAAUCCUAACUUUCAUUUGAGUGGAUUUUCAUGCAUUGAUAUCAAUGGGAGACUAAGUGAAAAUUCUAUUUAGGAUUCACACCGAGGUUCACUUGUCAGCAUGGACUCAUGCUAUAGUGGUGUAAGGGGUUUAAAAGGACAUGAGAUGGUUUGGGGUUUUAAUGCCUUACUAAGAGAAAAUCUCCAGUCUGCAUGUUUUAAAGUACUGGCUGAGCAUCAUGUAGAUCUCUAUUCUCUCAGCCCAACUGUUAUCACAACGCCCUCAAAUGGUGGGUAUGAGAACGGACCAGUCUCUUCCAAAUGAUGUAUAUGAGCAAUACUGAAACACUUUUACACAGUUGUGAGCGGGACACAUCCAAAAGACGGUACUAAUGUAGGAUAUGCCAUUAGGAAACAUCUGUUGUAGAGAAUACAUUUCUUAUUUGAUCUGACACCGUAAGACCCAUGUGUCUCUCUCUCUCUGGAUUAAGACCACGGGGUGUGUCUCUGCUCUGACUGGGUUUGUGCCGAUUCAGGUUCGUGCCACUGCACCACAGUGGGG